This is a messenger RNA of Mytilus californianus (California mussel), 997 nucleotides long. Its product is annotated as transmembrane protein 196-like. The coding region runs from base 196 to 738 and encodes 180 amino acids. Lineage: Eukaryota; Metazoa; Mollusca; Bivalvia; Mytilida; Mytilidae. Gene Ontology annotation, cellular component: membrane. The record is from RefSeq and is a predicted model, not a curated record. The transcript is spliced from 4 exons.
GAGUCUGCAAGCAUAUUAUCAAUACUUGAUUGAUCGGUUCCAAAACGGAAAUUUUAUGACAGGGCGAUGACGUAGAUUACACUGGUAGAAACUUGUGUUCUUGAAUUAUAAAUAUCACUACAGAUACCGGUAUAAGGUAUUUCUAUGAGAACAACAUGAAUCUUAUCAAUGAAUUGAAGAUAUAGACAGGUGAAAAUGCUGAGAGCUGUGUUGACUGCAGUUUACAUUAUAUCUGGUGUUCACAUAUUUUUGGGAAUUCUCAGUGUUUGUUUAGGGGUAGUGUCAAGUAUUCGUUCAGAAGUGUGGCUUGCACACAGUGUUUCCCCAAUAUGGAGCGGAGGGUUUUUCAUUAUAACAGGAAUUAUAGGGAUUUUAUGUGCUAAAAGAAAAUCAUCAUACGUGAUCAUGAGCUUUAUAGCACUGUCUGUGGUAUCCAUAGUUACAGCCGUGGUCAGUAUUCAGCUUCUUCGUCUAGGACUAGUGAACCAUACGACAGAUGGACACACUUUUCAGAAAGAAAACAAAGACAUUUUAAUACUGAUAGCCUUGGCUGUAGCGGGAACAGAAUGUCUUGUUUGUAUACUAUCAUCAAUCCUUAGCUGUAGAGUAGCAAAAAUAGCUAAAGAAGAAAUGUUCAAACAAAGGGAAGGAAUGUUUUAUGUCAAGGUACUUGGUCAAAAAGACAUAGUCGUUGUUACCAAACCUUUGCUAACAAGAGACGAAAAUACAGCACUUUGAUAAAAAAGCGUCAAGAGAAAGUUCGUGUCUUUACACAAAGAACUGUAGCAUUGCAUUAACGAAAUUACAAUAAUCAGGACGCUUAUCUUCCGAAUAUUUAUCAAUUCAAUAUAUUUUAUUGUUAUAUAACGUUGCGUAUCACUUAGACUUUCCCACUUGACAGCAAAUGAAGUAUACAUUAUAGACAUGAACCAUAUGGAAUGGAUUGUUUAAUUUGUUAACAUUUGAAAACAGCACAAUAAAGUUUAAUGUUGUAACA